GAUUGCCACCCCUCCACAAGCACUCCUCGCUGGCCCUGAACAGCUGCUUGGUCAAUAUGGUGGGCGAUGUCUUGCAGCGCCAGCGUGGCUCCCCUCCCACCAGCGCAGUGCCGUACCACGACAACCUUUGCUGAUGCUACUGAGCGCAUCUUCUUUCGGUUUUCCACGUUCUUCCCGGCUUCUGCGGGGCUCGAACCAUGCAAUUGUGAUGUGUGUUCCUGACGUCUAUAAACAUGGACUCGUAGUCCCAAUUUUAGCGCCUGUCCCAGAUUCUUCACCUGCCACUUAUUUCGCCGACCGUAGCCGACUCAUCCUUCUACAAGUGCUUGUCUCUCGAGUAAUCGAAGAUUAUAUAGAACGACCCCUCCAGCAAUGGCGCACAACCAGCCCGUUUCGUGGGUUCAGAGGCUCAAAGAUCACUGUGCCGAAAAUCGAUUGGACGAGCCGCACUUCCAGGACUAUUCCGAUCCUCGAGGAAUAAGGACAGCUUGGUCCAGUGGUGUCUUCGUCAAUGGAAAGGAAUACCGUGCCCCACUAUGGCGCGAUUAUCGCUUUCUAGAUCAGUGCCAUGAGGAGGCUGCUGAAGUUGCUCUCAAAUCUCUUCUACAACAGCGCAUGCAGAAUGCCUCUUCAUCACAAUACUAUGGUCACGGAUACGGAACGUCCAGGUAGGCGGAGGCACGCCGGCGUGCGACCCCCACCUACUUCAAUUUUCUCUCUCACGAUUUGUGCGGAAAUCAUUUAGACGACCGCUUAUUGUUCCUAUACCAACUAAGGGUCUUUUCAUUUGUCUUGAUUUUCAGUUGACCAGCGCCCGGGACCUUUUCCUGUAUUUCCUUCCAACCUCGGCAUUGUUCCUUAAUGAUGUCAAUUGCCAGCUCGCGAAACUUGGCCGCUCUAUUCAGUUUUCUCUUCUCUUGGAAAUCGGGUUUCGCUUCUUGUACAUUCUUUAAUACCCUAUUGAAACUGGAUUGGGAGUUUUAGGCUUCGGCAGUAAUGCAAAGUCCGUGCAUCAGCGUUUUGAUAUCCAGCCUAUUUCGUCUCGGAUAUCCAAUCUCCC
Aaosphaeria arxii CBS 175.79 is the source of this 1060-nucleotide messenger RNA. RefSeq lists its product as uncharacterized. The record is from RefSeq and is a predicted model, not a curated record. Bases 373 to 672 code for a protein of 99 amino acids. The transcript is spliced from 3 exons. Lineage: Eukaryota; Fungi; Ascomycota; Dothideomycetes; Pleosporales.